Molecule: messenger RNA, 450 nt
Organism: Cutaneotrichosporon oleaginosum
Lineage: Eukaryota; Fungi; Basidiomycota; Tremellomycetes; Trichosporonales; Trichosporonaceae
Source: RefSeq, a predicted model, not a curated record
AUGCGCGCCGCCUUCCUUGCCCUCUUCGCCGCCGCCGGCGUCCUCGCUCAGAACCCCGUCGAGUCCGUGACCUCGGCUAUCGCAUCGGUCGUCGACUCUGUCCUUCCUGGUGGUGGCUCAGAGACCGCCUCUAGCUCCAUGGCCUCUGAGUCUCCUAUGGCUUCCGAGUCUUCCAUGAGCUCUGAAUCGCCCAUGGCCUCCCCCUCGGCCUCUGGCAGCGCGCCCGCCGCCAGCGGCGCUCCCUCUAUGAGCAUGUCUGCUCCCGCAGGUGCGGCCUCGUCUCAGAACCCCCUGCAGUCUAUCACCUCGUCUGCAGGUGCAGCCCUCAGCUCGGCGGCCAGUGCCGCCUCCAGUGCGGUUGCGCCCAGCGGCUCGGGUGGCGCGGGCAUGCUGAGCCCCAACGCGGGUUUCAUCGCGGCAGGCGCCCUCGCCAUCGCUGCCCUCGCCUAA